GGGGGUUGUGUGUUCGAUCGUACGCUCCCAGGGCUGAUGCUCUGUUCCGUAGUUGAUCGCUGAUUUUGCUGUGAUAGGAUAAACUAUUAGUUCGUUUACCUUCUGAAACCGAAUCCUGUUGCGUUUUAUUGCCUUUGGGACUGGCACCGUGUGAUUGUAAGAGGCUCGGUUGCGUGAGUUGCAGACUGAACUGAUUAAGCGGGAUGCAGACGAAGAAAGCGCAGCCAAUCCCAGGUCGUAAUCAGGCAGAGGAUGGGUGAUGAGAAUCGCACUGUCAUCAGCUAGAACCCAUACCGUGAUGUGCACUUUUGGGUCCGUCCAAAAGUGAUUGGUUUGUGUUCACUGCACGCCCCGCCGUCGCCAUGGGCAGCGUCUGCUCGAGGAAGAAGGGCCAGCUGGUCGACAAGGAUGAUCUGUACAGCGCGAGGUUCUCUAAGAGCGGCAGCUUCAAGUGGCUGCUGCACACGCUGUCCCGCAGCAGCUCCGAUGCGCACCGGAGGGCGCAGGGGGCAGUGCCGGGGCGGUGCCCGUCGCUUGUGGAGCUGUGCGUGGCCAAAAUCCGCGAGGACAUGAGUAUGUAUUCUGAUUUCUCGCUGCUGCCCAGGGAUCUUAGUCAGCAGAUAUUCAAUGAGCUGGUGGAGUGGAGCUGCCUCACUGAGGCAUCGCUUGGAGCUUUUCGUGAUUGCGCUUUGCAGGAUAUUUGUCUGGGAGAUUACCCUGGAGUGACGGAUGCUUGGAUGGAAGUAGUGGCUUCUCAAGGGCAAUCCUUGCUAUCUGUUGACAUCUCUUGCUCAGAUGUAACUGAUAGUGGAUUGAAUCUUCUUAAAGAUUGCUCAAGCAUGCAAAGUUUGGCAUGCGAUUACUGUGAUCAAAUCUCAGAACGUGGACUUAAAACAUUGUCAGGCUUUUCAAACUUGACAUCGCUGAGCAUUAAAAAAUGUGCUGCUGUUACUUCUGAAGGAGCAAAAGCCUUUGCAAACUUAGUUAAUUUGGUAAACUUAGACCUCGAGAGAUGCCUAAAGAUUCAUGGUGGGCUUGUUCAUUUAAAAGGCUUGAAAAAACUGGAAAAACUGAGUAUGAGAUAUUGUAAUUGCAUCACAGAUUCAGAUAUGAAGUAUUUGUCAGAUCUUACAAAUUUGAGAGAGCUACAACUGUCUUGCUGCAAAAUCUCUGAUUUUGGUGUUUCUUACCUGAGAGGUCUAUCCAAGCUAGCUCACCUAAACCUGGAGGGCUGUGCAGUAACUGCAGCUUGUUUAGAGGUUAUAUCAGAACUGGCUUCCCUGGCCUUGUUGAAUCUGAGUCGGUGUGGCAUAUACGAUGAAGGCUGUGAGAACUUGGAAGGUCUUGUCAAAUUGAAGGCUCUAAAUUUAGGGUUCAACCACAUUACUGAUGCCUGUUUAGUUCACUUAAAAGAUUUGAUCAACUUGGAGUGCUUGAACUUGGACUCAUGCAAGAUUGGUGAUGAGGGCCUAUUACACCUGAAAGGACUCAUGAAGCUAAAAAGCCUGGAGCUUUCAGACACUGAAGUUGGGAGCAAUGGACUUCGUCAUCUCAAUGGUCUGCAGAAUUUGCAGAGCAUCAAUCUCUCUUUUACGUUGGUUACUGACAUUGGUUUGAAGAAAAUUUCUGGCUUGACUUCACUGAAGUCUCUUAAUCUUGACAAUCGCCAAAUCACGGAUAAUGGUUUAGGAGCUCUUACAGGUCUCAUUGGAUUGACACACCUUGACCUAUUUGGAGCUCGCAUAACUGAUUCUGGUACAAACUGCUUCAGAUAUUUCAAGAAUCUACAAUCCCUGGAGGUCUGCGGCGGUUUGAUCACGGAUGCCGGAGUGAAGAAUAUCAAGGACCUGAAAGCUCUGACGCUGCUUAACCUGUCUCAGAACGGCAACCUCACGGACAAAACGCUAGAGCUGAUCUCUGGCCUGACCGCGUUGGUCUCGUUGAACGUGUCCAACUCGCGGGUGUCCAACUCGGGGCUCCACCACCUGAAGCCGCUGCAGAACCUGCGCUCCCUGUCUCUGGAGUCCUGCAGGGUGACGGCGAACGAGAUCAAGAAGCUUCAGCUGUCUGCCCUUCCCAACCUGAUAAGCGUGCGGCCAGAGUAAUAAUAUGGUGAUAUGCACCCGCCGCGACCUGCAACUGUAAGUGCCCGCUUAGAGCUGGCCACCAUGUACAUAGUUUGCAAGAACAAGCUUGUGCAAUACGCACAUUAGUCUCAUGUUACAUGCUAGUUGCUACGUCUGUGUGCCCACCAAAGCUGAUGGGAAGGAACCACUGUAAAUAUGGCGUGCUUCCUCCGCAUGUGGGAUGCUACUCUGUAAUGUCUUUGUGUAAACUGUAAAUAUAUCUUUGCUUUUGUGGUGAA
Phragmites australis (common reed) is the source of this 2365-nucleotide messenger RNA. Its product is annotated as F-box/LRR-repeat protein 3-like. Gene Ontology annotation, molecular function: protein binding. The record is from RefSeq and is a predicted model, not a curated record. Lineage: Eukaryota; Viridiplantae; Streptophyta; Magnoliopsida; Poales; Poaceae. The transcript is spliced from 16 exons. The coding region runs from base 363 to 2105 and encodes 580 amino acids. Gene Ontology annotation, biological process: SCF-dependent proteasomal ubiquitin-dependent protein catabolic process. Gene Ontology annotation, cellular component: SCF ubiquitin ligase complex.